AUGAUUGAAGCUAAUCAAGAGAUUCCAGAGUUCCUUUCGACGAUUUCGAAAGAUGCUAGUCGCUAUGGACAAGCAAAUUCGCGUGGACGUGGAAGCCGAGGUAGAUCACGCAAUAUGCCUCAUUGCGAUUAUCGGAUUCAAAAUUCACCAGCUGAGUCUUCAAGGAACGGCUUCCGCCCAAAACCCACCCAGAACAAAGAUUGGUGGGAU
This is a messenger RNA of Mesorhabditis belari, 210 nucleotides long. Lineage: Eukaryota; Metazoa; Nematoda; Chromadorea; Rhabditida; Rhabditidae. The record is from the annotation of a GenBank genome assembly.